AUGAAGAAGAAUGACAGGAAGCCAGCCACCAGGACCAACCGGCAGGAGGCCCUCUGUGUCCCACGCUCCCAGGGUCCAGGAGAUCUUCAAAGUAUGCUGGACGGAGGAGAGUAUGACCCUUUUAUAUCUCCUCCCAUGCUAGAGAGCAAUUUUAUCCAGGUCAACAGGCGAGGUGAAUCCAUUUACCUUCAUAACCGAGCCAACUGGGUGACCGUAGGCAUCUGUUCUUCCAGUCCCACCAACAGGAUCCCCACUGUGAUGCUGCUGGCACAUUUGACACCCACUGUCCCAAAAGAUAAACAACCUCUGUUUAAAAGUCUCCUGACAUCUCCACCUACAGAGAAACUGGUGCUCACUAGGUUUCUCCCUCUGCAGUUCGUGACCCUCUCUGUGCAUGAUGCUGAGAACAUGCGCCUCAAAGUGAAGCUCGUGAGUGGCCGAGCCUACUACUUACAGCUCUGCGCCCCUGCCUGUAAACAGGACACCCUGUUCUCUAAAUGGGUGGACCUCAUCUCUCUCUUGAAUCAGGAGAAAGCCAAACUUUCUAAAGUCUCAGAGGUCUCGAGCACCUCCGAAAAUACAAACAGCACAGACGUCACAGGCUCCAUGGACAUCAUGGACAUCCCCGCAGCAUUCACAGCUGUGCCGAGCCUGUACACACGCGCACACUCAGACCCCCUGGUCGUGGACAGCAUAGAGUUUUCAGAAUUCACAGACAUUACUGACAUCACAGAUGUCACGGACAUUCCAGAAAAUGAGAUCACAGAGGUCCCAGAUGUAAGAAUUUUCACAGAAGUCACAGAUGUCACAGAGGUCACAGACUUCUCUGAUGCGACACAUUUCUCAGGGGUUACAGUGGUGUUUGAAAAUGAUGACAUAAUAAGGGCCAAGCAAGAGGAAAAGGAAAAAAGAAAAAAUAUUCUGAAGCCUGGAUGUCUACGAAAUUCAAAAAGUAAGAGUGAACUUAAAGAACCCUCAAAACAUGUCACCAUCUCAAACAUAACACUGACUUUAGAAGGUAGAAGAUAUUUUCACGCUACCUUGACUCCAGGAGAGAGUGAAACAACUAUAUGCGAAGAGAGGAGUGAGAAAAGCUCUGAAGUAAAGAUGACUGAUUUUCAAAACCCAGCUCUAAACGUUAUAGGAUCCAGGUAG
This is a messenger RNA of Nycticebus coucang (slow loris), 1155 nucleotides long. RefSeq names its product golgi associated RAB2 interactor family member 2 (gene GARIN2). Bases 1 to 1155 code for a protein of 384 amino acids. The transcript has 4 exons. The record is from RefSeq and is a predicted model, not a curated record. Lineage: Eukaryota; Metazoa; Chordata; Mammalia; Primates; Lorisidae. Gene Ontology annotation, cellular component: nucleus.